Perca fluviatilis (European perch) is the source of this 968-nucleotide messenger RNA. Its product is annotated as RLA class II histocompatibility antigen, DP alpha-1 chain-like. Gene Ontology annotation, cellular component: MHC class II protein complex; membrane. The record is from RefSeq and is a predicted model, not a curated record. Gene Ontology annotation, molecular function: MHC class II protein complex binding. Lineage: Eukaryota; Metazoa; Chordata; Actinopteri; Perciformes; Percidae. Gene Ontology annotation, biological process: immunoglobulin production involved in immunoglobulin-mediated immune response; positive regulation of T cell activation; immune response. The transcript has 4 exons. The coding region runs from base 71 to 940 and encodes 289 amino acids.
CCUCACCGUUAUUCCUUACAGACUUCAACAAAAUGAUCCGGCCAGAGAUGCCCUCUCUGGGUUCUUCAACAUGGAUUUGGGGAGGGGUUCUGCUAUGGUUUUGUGUUUUGUUCUGUUUUCUGCCUUGUGUUUCCCGUCCUCUCGGUGCUGUCCUUGUCUCGUGUCGGAUUAUUGUUCUGUGCUGUCGGUGUUUUCAUACUUUGUCUCUGGUCUCAGUGUCUCGUGUUCAGCCUUCUUGCCUGUUUGGAUUCAUUUUCAUGUUUGCCUGGACACCUUUUGUUUUCUUCGUAUUGAUGGCUGUUCAGAGACUGAUGAAGAGUCGAUGUAUGCAGUCAACAGUGAAGUGGCUUGGUAUGCAGACUUUAAGAACAACAUAGGAGUCAGGGUUCUGCCCGGUUUUGUAGAUCCUGUGAAGAUCCCAGAAGGACUUUAUGAAGAUUCAGCGUCUAUUCUAGAGUACUGCAAAUCUGACCUGAAACUUGCACGUAGAGCUUUCAAGAACCUCGCACUGGAGCAGGAUCCUCCUUCCAGUCUGAUGAUCUACACCAAAGAAGACGUGGAGCUCAGAGAGAAGAACAUCCUCAUCUGUUACGUGACUGGUUUCUAUCCUGCUCCGGUCAACUUCUACUGGACAAAGAAUGGAGAGAACGUCACCGAAGGAACCAGCAUCAACGUUCCCUACCCCAACAAAGACGGUUCCUUCAACCAGUUCUCCAGACUGGAGUUCAUCCCACAGCUGGGAGACAUCUACAGCUGUACAGUCAAACAUCUGGCCCUGAAACAACCACUGACCAGAAUCUGGGAUGUGGAGCUUAACCUUUCUGUGUUUACUGAGCCCGGUAUUGGACCUGCAGUUUUCUGUGGACUGGGUCUGACUAUCGGUCUGCUCGGUGUGGCUGCUGGAACCUUCUUCCUCAUCAAAGGAAACAAGUGCAGCUGAUAGGUUGGGAUUGAUGAUGUCAACAGUG